This is a messenger RNA of Pezoporus flaviventris, 1698 nucleotides long. Its product is annotated as hydroxyproline dehydrogenase-like. NCBI's taxonomy places the organism in Eukaryota, Metazoa, Chordata, Aves, Psittaciformes, Psittacidae. Gene Ontology annotation, molecular function: proline dehydrogenase activity; FAD binding. Bases 100 to 1698 code for a protein of 532 amino acids. The record is from RefSeq and is a predicted model, not a curated record. The transcript has 11 exons. Gene Ontology annotation, cellular component: mitochondrion.
CCCGGGGGGAGGGGCGGCGGAGGCGAGGCCUGGUUCGAGGCCAACCAUGGGGCUGCCCUGGAAUGUGUGGGGCUGGCGGCGGCCACGGGCCCCGGGGCCAUGAUGCAGCUGAAGGUGACGGCCAUGAUGGACGCCGAUCUCUGCGCCAUCAUCCAGCAGCGGAUGCAGGAGCCGGGUACCAAAGUGACGCCGGAGUUCAUCAUUGCGGCCAUGGGGGGCAAGAUUGCUCCCUCCCUGCCAUUCCUGACCCCGCAGCAGAACCAACACUUUGGGGUCUCCCUGCGGCGCUUGGACAGCGUGGCCCAGGCCGCCGUGGGGCAGGGGGUGACGCUCAUGGUGGACGCGGAGCAGAGCCACCUGCAGGGGGCGUUGCGGCUCCUCACCCUCGCUCUGAUUGGCCGACACAACCGGGGGGCGGAGCCUCGCGUCUGGAGCACGGUGCAGGCCUACGUGCGCGGCGCUGAGCAGGUGCUGACCAUGGAGGCCUUGUGGGCCCGGCGCUAUGGGGUGCGCUAUGGGGUGAAGCUGGUCCGAGGGGCGUACCUGGAGGAGGAGCGGCUCCGGGCCCGCAAGUUGGGGGUCCCGGACCCCUUGCACCCCACAUUGGAGGCCACGCACAUCAGCUAUGGGGCCUGCCUGGAGCUGGCGCUGGCGCUGGUGGUUCAGGAUCAGGCCCGGCUCAUGGUGGCCACUCACAACGAGGCCUCGGUGAUGCAGGCGGUGCAGCGCAUGGAGGCCUUGGGCAUCCCACGCCGGGCCGGCGGGGUCUGCUUCGGGCAGCUCUAUGGGAUGUGCGAUCACGUGAGCCUGGAGCUGGGUGAGCUGUGGGGCCGUGCCGGUUACUCCGCCUUCAAGUCGAUGCCCGUGGGUCCGGAGGCGACGGCGCUGCCGUACCUGGUGCGCCGUGCCCAGGAGCACCGGCAGGGGGCGCUACAACGCACGGCGCUAGAGCGCCACCUGCUGGCCACGGAGCUGCGGCGCCGCCUCCUGCGCUGGCAACGCAAGGCCAAGAGCAAGGGGCCCUACAUCUGCUCCCUAUGCUCCAAGGAGUUCAAGAACGGCUACAACCUCCGGCGCCACGAAGCCAUCCAUAGCGGCGCCGGGGGGCCCAAGGGGGCCCAGCGGCCCCAUAGCGGCCCUAUGAAGAUGCCCACCAUGGUGCCCAUCAGCUUGUUGAGCGUAGCCGGCUUGAGCGGGGCCAACGCCGUUGAGUCGACGGCGACGGCGACGACAUCGACCACGACGCAAGGGAUGAAGAGGGCCCGCAAGAGCCACGCGUGCGAGAUGUGCGGCAAGGGAUUUCGGGACGUCUACCACCUCAAGAGGCACCAGUUGUCCCACUCGGAUGAGAAGCCCCACCAGUGCCCCGUGUGCCAGCAACGCUUCAAACGCAAGGACCGCAUGAGCUCGCACGUCCGCUCGCACGACGGCGCCGUGCAGAAGCCCUACGGCUGCAGCCACUGCGGGAAGAGCUUCUCCAGGCUUGGUUGGUCAAUGGAGUCAACAGGAGUCAAUGGGGACAUUGGGGUCAGUGGCAAGGACCGCAUGAGCUCGCACGUCCGCUCGCACGACGGCGCCGUGCAGAAGCCCUACGGCUGCAGCCACUGCGGGAAGAGCUUCUCCAGGUGGGGAUGGGAGGUGGAAAUGUGGGUUUGGGGGCGUAGAGAACCAUUGGGAGUCAAUGGGGGCAUUGGUUGA